This is a messenger RNA of Cladocopium goreaui, 1101 nucleotides long. Lineage: Eukaryota; Dinophyceae; Suessiales; Symbiodiniaceae. The record is from the annotation of a GenBank genome assembly.
AUGUCGGUUGCUGUGAAGGAACUCCUGGGUGAGAGCCUCACGUUCUACGUCUCCGAAUUGUUCAAGCCAGACUAUGUUCACCCCUUCAUGAACAUCGAUGUCUCUGUGGUCUCGGACAGUGUCAAGCCCAUCCCGCCACAGUGGGUCAACGACGUUGAGCUGGAUGAGUUUGGGGCAGAGAUGGGAGAUGUGAUUGGAGAGGGCCCCGUCUUAUCCUGGAGCUCUGAGGAGCGGAAGCAGCGCUAUCUCAGUGCCCUGCGGAGACUGGAGCUCAAUGAGGAGAUGUUGACCUCCAAACGGAUGACAGGAAUGAGCAAGUCGGAGCUUGGACAAGAGAAGAAACGUGUCAAAGCGGAGCUGAAACGCUACGACACAGACUGGAAGAGACAGUUUAAGGUUCUUCCGAAUCACUCUCAAAAAGAGGUGAUGCGACCUUUGUACCUCUACUACAGGACUGUGAACAUGAAGGAUGGUUGCGCCGAGGAGGAGGAGGAGGAGGAGGAGGAGGAGGUGGAGGUGAGAAUCACGAUGAAAUCCAGUCGCGAGAAGGCUGAGCAGCAAAUCGGCCAACUGGAGGACAUUCUGCCAAUCGAGAAGGAAUACCGCGCCUACAAGAACAUCAAAGAAGAGCUCCAGAAGGCAAUUCCUGGGGACCACCAGCCGUUGAGUCGCAAUUGCGGAGCCUUCGUGCGUGAGCCUAGUGUAGCCUACUUGGAGCAUCCACGGAUCGCGAUGCGCCUCAGAGGUUUGGUGCUCUUGGCUGUCGCAGCCGCACUGGGGCUUUGGAACAGCACAAGCUUUGUGGGCAACGGGCUUCCAGGACGAACCUCCUCCCUCGCCCUUCAAGCAGAGGCCGCCCCCAAGAAGAAGGAAAAGGCGCCUUGGGUGGGACCCAAGAAGGGCUCUUGGGUGAAGAUCCUUCGGCCUGAGUCCUACUGGUAUCAGACCAGGGGCCAAGUGGUGAACGUCAACCAGAAGCCGGAAGUGAAGUACCCAGUGACCGUGAAGUUCGACCGAGUGAACUUCUCCAACGUGAACACCAACGGCUUCGCCCUCUGGGAGGUGAUUGAGGCUCCUGCCCCUGGUCCUGGUGAGGUCUGA